Molecule: messenger RNA, 471 nt
Organism: Geodia barretti
Lineage: Eukaryota; Metazoa; Porifera; Demospongiae; Tetractinellida; Geodiidae
Source: the annotation of a GenBank genome assembly
AUGUCACGCAGACGUCGAGCCGAACCGAGAAUAGUAAAACCCGACCCGCGGUACAACAACGCGGAGUUGGCCAAGUUCAUCAACCGGGUCAUGCUCAAGGGCAAAAAGUCCACCGCACAGCGGUUGGUUUACGAUGCCCUGGAACUGGUGCGGACCGACAUGAGCCAGGACCCCAUGGCGGUGUUUUCCACGGCGCUGCGCAACGCCACUCCUCUGGUUGAGGUGAGGCCCCGCCGAGUCGGCGGCGCGACAUACCAGGUUCCGGUGGAACUCCGCACCAGCCGGAGCGAGGCGCUGGCAAUGCGCUGGAUCAUUCGCGGCGCCCGCGCCCGGAACGGGAUGCGCAUGGCUCGCGGGCUCGCCAACGAAUUCAUGGACGCCGCCCGGGGCGAAGGUUCCGCCGUGCGUCGCAAGGACGAACUGCAUCGGAUGGCAGAAGCCAACCGGGCCUUCGUACAUUACCGCCGCUAA